Gossypium raimondii (Peruvian cotton) is the source of this 889-nucleotide messenger RNA. RefSeq lists its product as uncharacterized. Bases 87 to 752 code for a protein of 221 amino acids. The transcript is spliced from 2 exons. NCBI's taxonomy places the organism in Eukaryota, Viridiplantae, Streptophyta, Magnoliopsida, Malvales, Malvaceae. The record is from RefSeq and is a predicted model, not a curated record.
UCCUUGAUCCUUCAAAUUAGGAGUAACAAAAAUAGUAGUAAAUAGGAUUAGCCAAUUUUUUUUCUGUCAUUUUUUAACUGUUGCCAAUGGAUCUCAACAAAAAAAGAGUUCAGCUGCUGCUCUUCAUCCUUGGACUCACCCUUCUCAGUAAGACAGCUGAUAAGUGCAGGAAACUGGCUGGGGAAGAGAAAGUGGUAUUAUCCCAAACAGGGCAAUUUUCAUUGUGGGAUUGCUUUGAUAUGGGAGUUGGUUCCAUAGCUUGCGCAGUGAAAGAAGGUGUUAAACUUUAUGUCUACAACAUCCGAGCCGCUCAUGUCGAGAAAUCAAAGAACUUAGCAAUGCAGAAGGCGUUACAAGACGCGAUGUCACAAGGCCUGUCCUCCAAGGAGGCGGCAAAACAAGCCACAAAGGCCGGGAAAAAAGCGGCCAAGCUGGCUACGCAAAAGGCUGAGCGCGUAACGGGUCCGAUCAUUUCGUCCGGUUGGGACUUUUUCGAAGUUGUUUACUAUGGUGGGACUAUGUCGGAAGGGUUUUUUAGGGGCAAAGGAACAUUGCUUGGUGCCUACGGUGGGGGAUUUUUCGGUGAACAAGUGCUUGGGAAGUUUGGUUAUCUUGUGGGAAGCCAUUUGGGAGGUUAUAUGGGUGGUAGGAUUGGAUUGAUGGUCUAUGAUGUAGCUAAUGGAAUACAUUAUGUGCUUCGAAUCAUUGAGGGCAAAGAGUUGGAUAAAAAAUUGACAGAUUCCGAGUUUUGAUGAAUGACUGAGUUAUGAAGGAUUCGGAUUGAAAUGCAUAUGGGAUAUGCAUUUGAAUGUAUAGUGACUUCAUGGUGUUUUAGGGUUUUUUUUUUCUUUAAUUAAGAAGAAUAUAUAUAGAUAGGUUAAGUUCAAAA